AGGGUUCACCUUCGCGGCGCUCGCGUAACACGGCUAAGCGUCCCGAGCAUGUGACUGGGUGGCAACGGAGCUUGUUUACGGGAAGGAGCAGGGAAAGGCAGCCAAAUGGGGUUGCGCUCGGGGCGGGAGAGGGGCAGCGAUCGAUCAGUACGAGCUUCUGCACGGGGCCAGCAUUUGGUAUUCGGGAAGCUACGAUGUCAACUUUUCCUACCGGUCAGUAGGAACACUAGUAUCAAUAAUAAAGCAAGCGGAUGCAAAGAGUACAUGAUCAUGGAUACAUAACAUGUGGUGGUCGGUCUCCGUAAAAGGCAAUGGAUUGAAAAGUCCAUCUCGUGACGCAUUUAUUUAUUUAAAUAGACUGUACAGUUGUGAUCGAAGCGAGAAAUGGGUCCAGCAAGGCUGGGAACUUUCACUUCAGUAGCAGCUGAAGAGAAAGGGAAAGGAGAUGCCGAUUUCGUAUAGCGGCGAAAGACGAAAUGUCACUGCGUGUUGUGUUUGUAGUAUGGUUUUUAGUAUACUAUAACGGAUCGCUGAAAAACAGCCGCCCGGCCGGGAUCGGUACCUACGGUUCAUGUCAACUGUAAAAAAGAAAAGCAGAGCGCAGAAAAUCUCUGGAGCGCUGCCAGUGCGGUGCUUUCUGUUUACUGGGCACGUCAUUGAUUUUGAGACCACCGUCCAAAUAGUCAAUAGAAGAGUAUUUUUAACCUGUUCCCUUUCUCCUUGGCCGUCUUCUUUUCAUUUUAAUAAUGUGAAUCGCGUGGGUUGGGCGUUUUAUGCUGAAUCACUGUGAGUUUGGCAGUUAUUCCUACAGACUUUGGUUUUUAAAACACACCUCUCACUUCUGCUUCGAGGUGCCCCGCCUCCGUUUUCCGAUGGCACUGCCCUCCUCUUCGGAGCGACUCGGGAAACAUCGACCAGCCUUGUCGCCUGCCUGUCGAUUUGGCGACUUGCAGCCCACCCGGACGGCGGGGGUCCUGCGCGUAGGUCGUUGGAAAACUGACGAAAGGCGUCGUGGUGGUGCUGAGUCAUUAUCUGUUCAGAACCGGCUUCUCUCAUUCUCUCUCUCUCUCUGUUUUUUUUUUCCAUUUGUGAAGUCAACUUUGAAGCCGCCCACCAAACAUUGCCUCGUGUGCAUGGAUAAAAAGAACGGCAAUUAUUUUAUACGUGGGAAAACUGCAGGGCGUUGAAACGUUUAAAAUUAGCGCACGCGGAGCCGAGGCUGGCGGCAGCCAAUCCUGGACGGGACGGCACGGCAGUUGAGUGUUUUGCAAGAUUAAUUAGAAACAGCUUGCAUUUCUUUUAAAGAAAGGAAGAAUUGCACAAUACUGCAUGUUGUCAGCAUAUAUCCUUGGGGGUUUAGAUCGUGUAAAGUAAAUAAACGUAUUGGGACAGCAGACGCAAGCAACGAAAAAUGUCUAGCGACAGCAGAUCCAGCAAAGCACUACAGGUGAAGAGCGAGUCUGGGGAGAACGUACCCAUCCUUUCAGAUGAUCAGCUGAUGUCCCUGACUGUACGAGAGCUGAACCACCACUUGCGGGGCUUGUCGAAAGAGGAGGUCCUGCGGCUAAAGCAGCGUCGUCGUACUCUAAAGAAUCGAGGCUACGCAGCAAGCUGUCGGGUGAAGCGGGUCUCCCAGAAGGAAGCGCUGGAGCAGCAGAAGCAGGAACUGCAGCAUGAGGUGCAGCGGCUCAGCUGGGAGAAUGCCAGUAUGCGCCAGGAGCUAGAUGACCUCAACGCCCGAUUUGAAGCCCUGCAGAGGUUUGCACGCUCUGUGGCACACGGGCCAGUUACGCCACAUAAAGUGAACAGCACCAGUGUCAUCACCAUUGUCAAGUCAGGAGUGCAGCAGAACUCUUAGGAUGAGAUGACAAAUGUGGGCUUGGGGAAGGGGUGGGUGGGGUGACCAGAAGAGAAAGUGUGAAUGAGAGGAAUCUCCAUGGCAAGGUGUUUCCAGGUAGUGGUUGAACACACUGUACUAGACGUUGCUAGCCAAGUAAAUGGCAUUUUUUUGGCUACAGAAAGUGAAUGCACUUCCUUAGCUUAUCCUAUGAAUGUUUUCCCUCUGUUAGAAAGCUCUUCCCACCCAAGCAAUACUUCAUUUGGCUGAAUUGCCCCAGAUAUUUUUGAAAGAAUUGUUAAGGACUUGUGGGAUUACAAAGUGACGUUUAAUGACUAAAAUGGCAACUGUAUUCUAGCCAUCCUACACAAAAUGAACUAUAACUAAUCCAGAGAAAGACAAGAUGCCAUCUGCUGUAGGAAAACAAUGACAAAGGGAUGUGAGUAAAAGUGCCAGGUCUGUUUUGAAAAGGCUUGGCAAACGCUCCCUGCUGUAUCGGCUUUGCCUUUAGACAAUAGAGGGUGUCUGUCUUUAGCAUUAUGAGAUCAGUUCUUGUGUGUCUGUUUGUGACAAAAAACUGUGCAGCCUUAGAAUCUAGACAGUUGUGCCGAGUUGUUGUGAACAUUCUUACAGUGCAUUACGUUGUGCAACAAACAGGAAUCACUAUUGCCAAGAAGCAGGUAUCCAUUUUACUGUCCCUUAUCUGCUGUUCAAACUUGUACUGCUAGGUUAAUCAAUAGUCAACGCUAAAUUGGCUUAUUGUGAGCGGCAAGGUUUUUUACCCUCUAUGACAAAUACAAUUUGUAAUAGGGCUGCUUUAAUUGUCAUAUUCAUUUAUAUUGCAAUAAAUAUGGUAAUACCGAAUGUAGGCACAUUUAGCUCUUUGAGGUUCAGGCUGAUUAUCAGAAAGAAAACAGAACACAACUACUUUACAAAUUCUUCUUAUAUUUUGUGCACUUUGACUCAUUUUAAAUGAUUUAUGAAAAUAUUAAAAAUGUCUGAAUGAAAACCUAAUCAAUUCUACCAAACGUUUCAGGUUGAAAGUAAAGCCCUUAAAGAUGCAACAAAUGAUGCACACAAGACGUUCUAAAUUUCUGAAGGUAAACAUGCCCACUACUUCCCAGCACUCUCAGUGAGAUGUUGCCCUAUACCAUAUUUUCUAACACAAACCUUUGACUAUAUUUACAUUUUCAGCCAAUUUGGAUUCCUUGUCACAUACAAGACUGGUCUAUUAUUUUUCUGUACCCAAUUCAGACUGAUGAGGUCUGAAGCCUAUCUUAGAAACUUCAGAUGCAAGGCAGAAGCCAGGUCUGGCCAGGGUGCCAGUCCAUUAUGGGGCCAAUUUACAAUCACCAAUUAAAAGCCACUGUUUCAUUAAGUUCUCUUUAACACACACUAAGUCUAAUUAAGAAUCAGAAAUGCCAUCAUUUUAGUACACUCAAAUUAUUAAUGAUUGUGGAGUCAAAUGUGAAGAAACACACAGUUCAACUGAACAAACACAGGAGAGAAUGUCAUUAAUGUGCAAGAUUAAGAUACUAAAAUAAAUUCCAACCAAGUGACUUUCACUGGCUAAAAUGACACAUUUUGACACACUUAACAAACUACUUUUUAUAAAAAAUAAUAAAAAAAGUUUUCAUAGCUUUAUGAUUGAACUCAUUUUUGAGACUGAAAGAUGUGGCUCAAAAGGCCUGGCAUGAGUUAAAGAACAGAAUGCCAUGCACUGUUUCUCUGCCUCUAACUAAUGUAAUUUAACUUUCAAUCAUGCUAUACUGGAGUGGCAAGAAGAAAUAAAAUCCCUAAAUACCCCUUUAGAAAACAAUUCACACAAACAACAGUGCCAUUACGUAAUCCAGCAAGGCUCUGCUGACCCCUGCUGGUCAAUCCAGUGUGUUCAUCACCUCUCAGAGAUGAGCUGGAGAUUCCUCAGCCCCGGUGUGUAUGAGUAUCUGUGUUCCUCUGUCGGCCAACUUUGCUAGAAAGUGAAGAUGCAUCGGCGGUGGUGGAUACGUUAACGGCAUCAACGUCAGUUCAUUUUAGACUGGACUAGGGUGCAAGUGUUAGAUGUUUAUCCAACUCAUCCUCCCAAACCACUGCCCCAAACAGGGGAAAAAAAAAAUGUGGAUUAACAUUGCUGUCCUUGGUCCUUUCCUUUUAAGUGAGGGGAGGCCCAUUUUGUUCUGUGCGUGUUUUUUCAAUUUAUUUUUUUUAAUUUCUAUUUUUAUAAAUGGACAAUUUGUGAAUACAAGAUGAUUUUAGCACUAAAGCAAACUCUCUGUAACAGAUGAUCUAAAACCCACAACACCUUUAUCAUUCAAUAGCAGGUAGAUGGUUGUUACUUAUAAAAUAAGACAUUAUUUAUUAUAUAAAUCCGAGUCUAUGGCAUUAAAGGAUAAAAAUGAUCUUUCUGGAUACAGCAGUUUCUUCAUCAUAUUAAUUCCUAGUAAGGUGUUUUGCAUUGAGGUUCUUUCAUUUUAAUUAUUUGUAGAGAAUCAUCCUGGUUUUUAUUUGUAGUUUGCUGUGCAAAAGAAGAAAAAAAAAAAAAGACGAAAAAAAGUUUCGAUUCUGAUGCAGCUUGUGCCGUAUGCUAUUUGUGCUUCUGGCGCUUUGAAGCCUCACAAUCGUUUUACAGUAAGAUUUAGAACUUUUUGGUUUCUGUUUUUUGACGAGGCCGAUUAGACAUCGGUAGCAGGAAGCCCUUAAAAACGGUAAAACAUUUAUAUAUAUUUAUGUACAGAGGGAAAUUUAAAAUAUUUAUAGACUUGCUUCUACAAAGAGCACUUGCAACCAAUGGCAGAUUAGGUUUGGGCGCAGAAUGAACGUUUCAAAUGUUCCACUGGGCCCUUAUGAGUUCUCGAGGUAACUGCUCAUUUUGCCGGUGCUCAAUUUUUUUAGCGGUUUGUGUUUUUUUUUUUUUUUGCAUCUAUUCGAGUUACUUUUGUGCUGCUCUUCUCAAAUGUUAUCAGUUGCCAUUCCUUUUGAAAGGUGUUAAAAUAGACAUUUUCUUGUAGUAGGUGAUGAUUUAAUUUUGUUGAUGGCAUUUGUGCAGAGAACUACCCAGAAGUUUAGUACAAUUUCUUGGGAUGUGCAUGGUUUGAAGUUGGGUGUUGUUGUAUGAAGGUUGAGGUAAGUGAAGUGAUGGUAGAGAGGAUGAUGGGAGAGAUGAAGAAUAAGGUGGGCUUAGUUAAGGAAGUGGCCACAAAGUGUUUUAGAUACAGGGAAUCAAAAGGACACUGGAAAGGGGGUUUCAGACUCUGUCUUUGGUAAGGCUUAGACACACAUACAUACGUAUAUAUAUAUAUAAUUUCUUUUUUUUUUUUUUUGGAAAAGUCUCAUUUUUGGGAUAGCAUAAACACGUUUUGAUCAAAAUCUGUCAGCAGAGGACGCAACAAUCAGCUCAAAUAAUUGCCUAAAACCCGAUGCAGUUUUAGGAAGGUGACAUUCACUUAUACAACAAGGGUCUCGGGGUAGGUGCUGCUGUUUCAAACUUUCACCACUUGGUGGCACUCCUUCGGUAUUUGGCUGUAAGUUGCAUGCAAACUGCCAGUCAGUUCAAUUUAUUGUCACUGUAGUUACAGCACAAUGAAAUGUAGGGUUGAGGUGGGAGAAACAUGAAGCAACAAUAGCAUACAAUUUUUAGACCCCCUCACUUGUGGCUGCAUUACAUACCCAUGCUGCGCUACUCGCCAUAUUCAUCUGGUAGGUUUUAUUUAUUAUUAAAUGUCUAGAGCUGUUAAUACCACCUUGGGUUUCUGAUGUAAACAAGCCCGGUCUGCUUAAAUGUUGAAAUCUUGCCAUUGAGUUCAGCAUAGGAAAUCUUUCUAGUUUCCUUUUGAAUAGUCUGUUUUCUGAAGAUUCUUUUUAUUAACGUUAAAUUAAUUGAUUUUUUUUUCAAUGUAAUGAAUUUAUUUUCUUAUCUUGAUCUUAUCACCAGUUGUUAUGUAUAUGUUUAUGUCUAUCAGGUGUUCACAACAUACAUAAUAUAUUAUAUCUAGAGAACUAUAUAUAGAGAGUUAAAAUAAAAAAAGUGGAACAGCAAUAAGGAGCAAAGGCCUACAGACCGGUGGUAUCAAAUACACUUCUAUUUAGUCAAAAAUGUCAGCCCAGCCCAGGAAGCUUUUUUAACAGCUUUUGUUUAAUAUAUUUGUGUACCUUUUUGUUUUGAUUCUUAUUUAAAGGAUUGGACAGUACUGGAAAAGGAAAAACAAACAAAAAAAAAAGAUAAAA
Erpetoichthys calabaricus (reedfish) is the source of this 6061-nucleotide messenger RNA. RefSeq names its product transcription factor MafK-like. Gene Ontology annotation, cellular component: nucleus. The transcript has 3 exons. The coding region runs from base 1412 to 1858 and encodes 148 amino acids. Gene Ontology annotation, biological process: regulation of epidermal cell differentiation; regulation of transcription by RNA polymerase II. The record is from RefSeq and is a predicted model, not a curated record. NCBI's taxonomy places the organism in Eukaryota, Metazoa, Chordata, Cladistia, Polypteriformes, Polypteridae. Gene Ontology annotation, molecular function: DNA-binding transcription factor activity, RNA polymerase II-specific; RNA polymerase II cis-regulatory region sequence-specific DNA binding.